AUGUUAGCGGUGGGUCAGAUGGACGGGUCCCGACAGAGCUUCCUCCUCAGCACCCCCCCUCUGGCGGCCCUGCACAGCAUGGCGGAGAUGAGCACCCCUCUGUACCCGGCCUACCCGCUCUCCUCCUCCGGGCCCAGCUCCACCUCCCCUAACCCGGGCGGCAUGGCGGGUCCGGGGCUGAAGGGCUCGGGUCCGGCCUCGGGGCUCGGAUCCCCGCAGCUCUGCUCCUCCGCCACCCCGCACGGGAUCAACGACAUCCUCAGCCGGUCCUCCUCCUCCUCCUCCUCCUCCUCCUCCUCCUCCUCCUCCUCCUCCUCCUCCUCCUCCCUCCUCUUCAGCAGCCCGCCGCCUCCCGGACUCUACUUCGGGCCCGUGUCCCGGUACCCGAAGCCUCUGACGGACCUGCCGGGCAGGACGCCCGUGUUCUGGCCCGGAGUGAUGCAGAACCCACACUGGAGGGCCGGGUUCUCCUGCAACCCCCACCACAGCUCGGUGCUGCUGGAUAAGGACGGGAAGAGGAAGCACACCCGGCCCACCUUCUCCGGCCAGCAGAUCUUCGCUCUGGAGAAAACCUUCGAACAGACCAAAUACCUGGCCGGACCCGAGAGAGCGCGGCUGGCUUAUUCUCUGGGGAUGACGGAGAGCCAGGUGAAGGUGUGGUUCCAGAACAGACGGACUAAGUGGAGGAAGAAGCACGCAGCGGAGAUGGCCACGGCCAAGAAGAAGCAGGACUCAGAGACGGAGCGUCUGAAGGGGACGUCGGACAACGAGGACGAGGACGAGGACUACAACAAACCUCUGGACCCGAACUCCGACGACGAGAAGAUCUCACAGCUGCUGAAGAAGCACAAGCCGGCCUCCGGCCUGCUGCUGCUCACCACGGACAACGACUCCUCAUAA
Anoplopoma fimbria (sablefish) is the source of this 900-nucleotide messenger RNA. It is a transcript of the gene nkx6-1, whose product is annotated as NK6 homeobox 1. Lineage: Eukaryota; Metazoa; Chordata; Actinopteri; Perciformes; Anoplopomatidae. Gene Ontology annotation, cellular component: nucleus. The record is from RefSeq and is a predicted model, not a curated record. Gene Ontology annotation, molecular function: RNA polymerase II cis-regulatory region sequence-specific DNA binding; DNA-binding transcription factor activity, RNA polymerase II-specific. Gene Ontology annotation, biological process: cell differentiation; regulation of transcription by RNA polymerase II.